Messenger RNA from Girardinichthys multiradiatus, 2146 nucleotides. RefSeq names its product DnaJ heat shock protein family (Hsp40) member C21 (gene dnajc21). Gene Ontology annotation, cellular component: cytoplasm. Bases 288 to 1907 code for a protein of 539 amino acids. The record is from RefSeq and is a predicted model, not a curated record. The transcript is spliced from 12 exons. Gene Ontology annotation, molecular function: zinc ion binding; nucleic acid binding. NCBI's taxonomy places the organism in Eukaryota, Metazoa, Chordata, Actinopteri, Cyprinodontiformes, Goodeidae.
CAGCAAAGAAGAAGAAGAAGAAGACGACGAAGAAGACUACGAAGAAGGGACUAGCGGCAUCUGUGGACUGACAAACGCAAUAUAAUUCACAACAUAGACGUGUAUAAAGGCUGUCUGUUAGUGAAAAGCAUUGGAUCUCAUAUUUUAAUAUGUAAGGUCCUUAUAUAUAUAUAGUUGAACAGUUUUUAAUAGAGGGACACUUAACCAAAUGCUAAUAUUAGCCUCGCGUGGGGAAACGUGAGUGUUUUCAGUGUAAUUGAUCCCAACGUGCGGCGGUUUCCACGACGAUGAGGUGUCAUUACGAAGUGUUGGGAGUGAAAAGGGACGCGGGAGAUGAUGAUCUGAAGAAAUCCUAUCGGAAAUUAGCCUUGAAAUGGCACCCAGAUAAAAACUUGGAGAACGCCGAGGAGGCCGCGGAGCAGUUCAAGCUAAUUCAAGCAGCUUAUGAUGUCCUCGGUGAUCCACAAGAGAGAGCCUGGUACGACAAUCACAGAGAAGCUCUUCUGAAAGGAGGCCUUAGCAGCGAUUAUGAAGACGACAGCAUUGACCUGCUGCAGUACUUCACAGUGACCUGCUACUCCGGAUACGGAGAUGAUGAGAAGGGCUUUUACACGGUGUACAGGAAUCUUUUUGAGUCCAUUGUUAAGGAGGAGAUGGAGCACAGCAGGAUGGACGACGAGGAAGAGGAAGAAGGGUUUCCUCCCUUUGGAGAUUCUCAGAGCGAUUAUGAUACAGUAGUUCAUGUAUUUUACGCCUACUGGCAGAGCUUCUGCACUCGCAAGAACUUUGCUUGGAAGGAGGAAUUUGAUACGAGGCAGGCCUCCAACCGCUGGGAGAAAAGGGCCAUGGAGAAGGAGAACAAGAAGACCAGGGAAAAGGCUCGGAAGGAGCGCAAUGACCUUGUGCGACAGCUAGUGGCCUUCGUCCGUAAGAGGGACCGCCGCGUCCAGGCCCACAGGAAGUUGGUGGAGGAGCAGAACGCUGAGAAGAUCAAGAAGAUGGAGGAGCUUAGGCGGCAGCAGAAGCUCAAACAGGCCAAGCUGGCAGAGGAGUACAAGGAGCAGAGCUGGGCCGCCAUGUCUGAGUUGGAGAAGGAGCUGCAGCAGAUUGAAGCUCAGUACGGAGAGGAGUUUGGAGAUGCAUCUGAGAGUGAGGAAGAGGAUGUGGAUGUUGGCACUUUUCAGAAAAACAGUGAAAGAGAUGGAGGUAAAGAAACUACAGAUGCUGAGCAGCCGAAUGAAGAUGACCACGCCAUUGACUGUUAUGAUGAUCUCUACUGCCCAGCUUGCGACAAGUCUUUCAAAUCAGAUAAAGCCAUGAAAAACCAUGAAAAGUCCAAAAAGCACCGAGAGAUGGUGGUGUUGCUACGGCAACAGUUGGAGGAAGAGGACGAUUCAUUCUGCUUGAACGGAAAGGAGGAUGGAGAGGAUGAAAAUGACCUGCAGGAUGAGGAGGAGGAAGAGGAACAGCCAAGGCAAAAGCUGUCAAAAAAGCAAAAGAGGAAAAAGAAACAACAGAAAGUACAGCAAACUACUCUGGAGGGAAAGGAGGAGGAGAUACCCCCCACACAAGCCACCUGUGAGGAAGAAGCCCCUGAGAAGUCAGAAAAUCCUACAGAGCCUGAGCAGCAGGAUGACCUUCCUUCUGCAGAAGUCAAAAGCAGCUCCGAGAGGACGAAAGGAAAAAAGGGGGGAGGAAAAGACAAACCAAAGAACGCCAAAUCACACACCGAGCAGCUUCCUGAGAAGGAAGUAAACCUCCGCUGUGUUACCUGCGACGACGAGUUCCCCACAAGAAACAAGUUGUUUGACCACCUGAAGACCAGCGGCCAUGCUACUGCACUCUCUGCAAGCGCUACUCACAGCUCCAUGAGCAAGAACAGGAAAGAGAAGAGGAAGAACAGAUAACACACUCUCACCAGGGCUGAUUAGACUUUGUCCCGACACAAACUGGUGAAGCAUUGCUUCACACAUUUAUUCCCUAUGUUGGAUCUGUGCUGCUUCAACUGUGACCAGAAAUCAAGGAGAAAUCGGUAUUUUCACAAUCUAUGUGAAUUAAGUCAAAAAAGCCCCCUAAACCUCUGUCUACAAGUUCAAUAAGCGAGAGUGAAAUAAGAUGUAGUUUUAAAAUAAAACCUUUAAACAUA